Molecule: messenger RNA, 4715 nt
Organism: Schistocerca piceifrons (Central American locust)
Lineage: Eukaryota; Metazoa; Arthropoda; Insecta; Orthoptera; Acrididae
Product: ras-related protein Rab-18-like
Exons: 6
Coding region: 168-794 (208 amino acids)
Molecular function (GO): GTP binding; GTPase activity
Source: RefSeq, a predicted model, not a curated record
GUUCAAUAUGGUGGUAUGUGAAUUCGUGUAGUUCGCGAAUAUGUUGUUUGGACGUAUUAGUUGCAUUUGACUUCGCAAGACGACAACUGUUAAUUCCAUCACACUAAGGAUCGUAUCUUCGGAUAAUUCUUCGUGACAGUUUGACGUGUGUAUAAAAUUUACGGAUAAUGGAUGAGGAAGUUCUAACUACUCUGAAGAUACUGAUAAUAGGCGAGAGUGGUGUUGGAAAAUCCAGUUUAUUAUUGCGUUUUACGGACGAUAAUUUCGAUCCUGAUCAACCAUUAACAAUUGGCGUGGAUUUCAGACAUAAGAAACUAAAAGUCAACGGAAAUUGGGUAAAGUUAGCAAUAUGGGAUACGGCAGGCCAGGAGCGGUUCCGAACCCUCACGCCGAGUUACUACAGAGACGCACAAGGUGCCAUUCUAGUCUAUGACAUCAGCAACAGGACAUCAUUUGAUCGGUUGGAGACGUGGUUGAAUGAACUGGAUUUGUACUCAAACAGACAAAACAUUGUUAAAAUGGUUGUCGGAAAUAAGAUAGAUGUGGAGCAAGAGCGGCGCGAAGUGACGAAAGAGGAAGGCCUGAGCUUCGCCCGGAGGCACGCAACACUGUUCAUAGAAUCCAGUGCCAAGACGCGCGAAGGGGUGCAGAUGGCUUUUGAAGACCUUGUGCAGAAGAUAAUUGAACAGCCCGGCCUGUGGGAGACAGGAGGUCCGGGUUCGAUCCACGUGCGAGAAGAGGACAGUGGUGAAGGUGCUCCGGCCUGUGCUGGGUGGAAGUGCCGGCUCGUCUGAGGUCUGCGGCCGGCGCGUCCGCCACCUGGGAGGGGUGUGCCGGGACGCGCGCGCUUGUGUAAAUGGAGGCGUAUCUGGAGACUCCUACUGAUAUGGCAUCAUGUCCUAUCAGUUCUCAUUUUGUUACACUGACUAACAAGUUGUGUUGUAAUGGAGUUGUAAUGUCUUUGGGACGAGCGGGAGGGAGGGGCUAAGAGAGAUGUAACAACUGUAUCAUAUGGUUGAUUUUUAAACUGUCAUUUUUAUCAGUACUGUCAUGUGCAGUCUUGUUUACAAAUGGAUGCUUUUUAGAAGUUUAAAUGCAUGUUUGAUAUUAAUUUUGUAUAAUUGUGUAGUCCACAGCACUUGGUAAAUUAUAUGUAUAUAGCAUAAUGCAUUUUUGUAUGUUUCAAUAUGUAGAAAUCUGAAAUAAAUUUUGCGAAGCUCGUACCUGUUACACAUUGGCCUAACAGCUGUCUUGUGAAUACAGAGAAAGAGCAAUGUUAUAGUGGGCAUUCCCUGUAUUGGGCCUGUUCGUCAUCUUUGUAAUGUUGUUGUUAUUAUUAUUAUUACUAUUAUUUCACCUUCUAAUAUUACUAUUAAUAAUAAUAAAGGAUAUUUAAAAGCACUGAGUGUGGGACCAUGAUGAAAAAGAACUGUUUUAUGUUGAGAAAUGUGAUGGUAUUUAUAACUGUUUAUUACAGUCAGGUUGUCAUUAGACGCCAACUUCAAAUCUCUGCAGCUCUGUUACAGCAUAAUGUGUUAGCUUCAGUGCUAUUUAUGGGUUGGCUCAACAUAAGAUACUUAUUCCACUGCAAAAUUAAGAAAUUACAGCUGUGACUAUAACUAAAAGGUUUAAAAUUUACAUGAAUGCUGAGUAUUUUAAUUUGAUUUAUCAUGCACUUUUUAUAGUACAUAACCACACCUGAUGUGUGCUGGGUUUUGGUCUUAAAACAUGUGGUUAUGCAUACAAUACUAGAUCACUCCUGGUGAUGUAGUCCCACUGCAAACUUGGAAUUGAGGUUUUGGAGUGCAGACAACCACUAGAAUUACAGAAUUACUUAUGUAAGUCUUUUGCACAUAUCCUUGUCUGUGUACUCGUCAACUCGUAGUACACCAGUUCAGUUUUCACACACUUAUGCUCGCAUCUUAAUAAAUUGUUAAACUGCUGGGAGUUUGACAGUCCUGAUAUAAUCUUCACACAAUAAAUCUCGGGGAUUUAUUGAAAAAUCGCAGAUUGACACACUUGCAGAAAUUGUAACUCAGAGCAAUCUGUUCUUUCCACCUUUCAACUAAUCAAAAAAAAGAUGUCAUUUUUGUGGGCCCUCAGACAUUCGUGUCAAUCUUAGUACAGCAGGGUGCAUGCAUAAUAUUUCGUGAAGUGGACUGCAUUACAUGAUAGUGAAACAUCUGGAAAACUAGAAAUUUUCAGGGAAAAGAAUUUACUGUUGCACUUUAACAAGUAAUUCUUCUACGGAAUAAUGUUGUCAGUCAGGUAGAAACAAUUUCCAUGUUUACCUUUUCUGCCUGUCUGCUAUUUUACAUUAAGUGAUCAAAAACAUUGGCAGCUGCUUUCUGCCCAACUUUUUGUACUAGACGAGCUUAGUGUGGAAUGAUGAAUGUAAAUUUUUGUCAUGGCAUUGUAGUGAUGUACAUCAUUAAUCCUUUUGAACAGGGUAUUGUACAAAAUAUCACCGCCUUCAAAUUUUACUUAAUGUGCAUCAAAACAGUGAGGCUAUAUUUCAUUACGUUACUGAUUUUGUUUAAAGUGGAAUUAAGUUGUAUAGAGCAUAUUACAUCAAGAUUAAUAUUUCGAGUGUGUACCUUGUGCCUUUUUAAAAGGCAUGAAUGCGGUGUAUCAUUGAAGCUACAAGUCUCUCAUGUGUACUAAAUUCAGUUUCAUGGUUCCAAAUGUGAACAAUUUUCUCAGUUAAUUUUCUUCUACUGGUACAACAGUAUUUAGUUUUUUAAGUAUUGUGUGGGAGCUAAGAUUGUCCCCAAUGGUGGCUGUCUUCCCAUCCUGGUGUUUCAGAAUCGGGAGAAUCGUAUUCAUAAACCUAUCCUCAAAUGCAGUGUGGUUGGAUCCUCCAGACUGUGUAUGGUUGUCUGAUAUUUGGGUUACAUACUUUCCCCGAGGUAUUCCAUGUAUGUUUGGCAUGUACCUACAUGUACUGAAGUAAACUGUCCACCAGCACUGCCACAAAACAUGAGAUGCACUUGUUUUUGUGGAGUUUUGAGUUCUUUCCAGUUACUUAAUACCAAAUUUUAUAAUUACUUUCAAAGAACAAGCACCAUCUAUGAGAUUGGUUUCAUCUUAGUUCCAAAUAUUGGAACUUGGAAUUCCAACACUAACAUGCUGUCACAAAGUUACCCCAUUACUCUGUCGAAAUAACUUUUUUUACUUUCCAAUGGCUGGAGAAAAUGUUACUCAUUUCAUUUUUAUUUUAUUUUAGGGAAUGGUUGACACAAACAAUUUUCUUUAUAUCAACAUCCCUCAGUCAGCUUUCAAAGCUCCGUGUGUUAGAUGAGUUUUCAAGGAAUUUGCUAACAUAUUUUUCCACCUGCAAACACAAUAGCUUUGUGACCAGAUCAGGUGUAAUGUGUGUGUUUGUAAUUUCCACCACUGAUGUGAGCUCAAUGCAAGAACACACACAAGAACAAAAAGCUAUGUGCUCAUGGUACAAAGUGAAAUAGUGGUCACAAGGUUGCCCAUUUUUGUGUAUGUUUAGUAUUUGCAACAGUAAAGUACCAUUUACCUUCAAAGCCAAGAAAUUAAAAUAUUCAAACAAAAUUCUGCACAAGUAUUGUACCAAAGGGGACUGCUAUUAGAUCUAGAAAUGACAAUAUGCAGUGGCUGCAGAAGUACACAAAAAGAAACAGUACAGGCAAAUACAUUCAUGGGCUAUGAUACAUAUAAAUACACAUUUGUUUUUUCUAGGCAUCUUCUGGUGAAACAGCUGUACAGGCUAUUGUAUUCAGUUCUGCUCAGUCUUUGACUCACCAGAGGGAUGUUUACCUUGGCCCGUGUAUCAGGUUGUGUAAUUGUUCAGUUGUUUCAAAUGGACCAGUCUCUCUCUAUCUCUAAUAGGGAACACAAACACCGGCUACAGUGACUGGAAAUAGCUUUGGUAGUUAGUUGCGCUGGUACUGUCUUCAUCAUUUUUAUUAUUCUUUUCUGCAUAAGCGAAAUGUUUUUAGGAGAGCUCCUUAAAAAGGGAUGCCAAAUGCCACCCUGACAAAAUGGCAUAGCUUUGCCAACUUUAAAUUUAUUUUUUCAUUUUUAAAAUUUUAUUAUUUUUUUGUUAGGUACUAAAGAAGGGUUAACAGGACUAUAUGGGAAGUUCGAACAGACAACUGCGUAAACCAUUAAGAGGGGAUGUAUACCGCAGUACAAAACGGACUGGCAGAAAUUUCGUGUGUGUACUUUGCUGACUGAUGGUUUUGAAUUUGUCUAAUUGUGUGCAUGUGUUAUUUUACCUGUGUGAAUUCGUCAAUACAGAACUUGUUUUAUGUUUAUGAUGUAAUAGUAAUAAUGAGAUACCACUAAUAAAUGGGAAAACCCCAGAGAUGCAAGGCAACAGGGAGAAGGCAACAAGCUGUUUGUAAAUCAUAAUAGCAAUAGAUAAUAUAUGUUGCAAUUUAAUACCUAGGUAUUUGCUCAUGUGAAAACUGAAAGUUGUUCUAAAGUUAGCGUGUGAAAAUUUGUAACUUUGAGGAACAACUUGUCUCGAUUCUUCACUUGUCUGUUUUGGCGUAGUUGGUGAAAGAACUGUGUGAUCUGACACAAAUGGAAUAAGUCGCUCCAAAACGGUUCACAGUGUGCUUCACAUGGUGGCAUCCGUCACUUAGAACAACUCUGAGCAUUGUCGGAAGUCAGUGAGGGACCUUUGAGAGAAAAAAAAAAAAAAGCCUUGCCUGUGGUCUUUCAUAUCUGAUAAAGAA